UUCUGCUUUGAAUGAUCAGAUGUCACAUGACUUUAAAAUGGCAGAUGAUACCAAAAAUGUUUUGGCUCUGUUGAACGGGCUUGCAAAGCGAACAUACUAUGGGGAAUCAGAAAUAACAGAUGAUUUUUUGAAGCAAGAGAUAUUUCCAGAUUUAUCAGAUGAUGACUUUGCCGGUUUGUUAUCAAAAUGUUCCUCUCUGAUAAAGAGCAUGGUGUCAGCAGACAUGGACCUAAAUCAGUCAGAGGCAUUCCUGACAUCACAGAUGAAGAAACCGGAAGGUGGAAUCACGGAAAAUCAGGCAAAUGCCUUUAGGAAAUUCUGGAAAAUUCAUAAAAACAAAAUUCAUGAAGCUGUUAUUUCCCAUUCUACUUGGAACAAUACAUUGAAACAAGUGUCAUGGAGAAUAGAUAUACAAUCUCAAGCAAGACAUAUUGACCAGAUAAAUGCUCCCACUGCCAUAAUGGAACUACAGCUAGGACCAAAAACCUCUAAUUCACAGAAAACAGAAGUUGUGAGAUUUGAGAUGGACGAGACAAGGUUAGGCAGUGUACUACAGACAAUGCAAGAUAUAGAAAAUGAAGUAAACAAAUACUGUCAACAGUGAACUUAUUCAAGUACAACAUUUCAUUUAGAGAUAAUGUAACAAUAACAAAAUAUUGACAAAUGUGAACAUGUUAAAGUACAGUAUUUUCAUUUAAAUGAACACAUAACAGUAACAAGAUAUUGUUAACUUUGAAACUGUAAAGAAACUUGAAGAAAGUGUUUAAAAGAGGUUUGGCAGUGUCUUACGCCCAGUUCAAGACCAGGAACAUGAUGUGAAUAUUAUUGUUUACACUAAACAUACAACUAUGUAAGAAGUUAACAAUAACUGUCAACAGUGACAAUGGAAACACAAACAGUUCUCUUGGGAAAGGAUUGUGUAAAUAGUUACUUUGAUGGGGGGAAGUUUGGGGACAUUAGGAAUAUACCGUAACUGAGAACAUGUGCAAGUAAUUCAUAAGUAAACUACAUGAGGAAGGAACAAGAUAAGUAAAAAUGUGAAAUUUAAAUGGCCAAUCUUUUGAGUAUACAAAAGCAUGUAAAAUGUCUUUAGUAGACUUAUAGUGUCAAGAGAUUUCAGUCAAUACAGUUUUAAAUAAAUGAUUUGUAACCAAAGGUGCA
Messenger RNA from Mercenaria mercenaria, 1161 nucleotides. RefSeq names its product COMM domain-containing protein 1-like. Gene Ontology annotation, cellular component: endosome. The transcript is spliced from 3 exons. Gene Ontology annotation, biological process: positive regulation of protein ubiquitination; copper ion homeostasis; negative regulation of protein localization to cell surface. The coding region runs from base 20 to 604 and encodes 194 amino acids. The record is from RefSeq and is a predicted model, not a curated record. NCBI's taxonomy places the organism in Eukaryota, Metazoa, Mollusca, Bivalvia, Venerida, Veneridae.